GUCGAACUUUUCCAAACUUUAGAAAAACCUCAGAAACCAUUACAAUGAAGUGCAACCAGUUAGACUAUUUAAACAUUUUUAGAUUUCUGAUUUUUCAUUCAAAAUCUUAACCCGCCAAGCUUGAAAUACAAGUGUCCUCACUUAUGCAUGUUAUAAAUAAUGUUUUCGUCAAAAUCAAAUUAUGUUUGCACAUGAGUUGUAAUUGAUGUUCUGUUUCUAACAUCAAUUCUCAAAGUAAAACAAAAAUUAUAACUCCAUCGAACAAGUUUUGAUACCAAAAUUAAAUUUAAGAAGAGUGAAUCCACUCGGAUAAUAGGAAGAUCAGGCUGGGUAGAACAAGUUUUGACACCAAAAUUAAAUUUAGGAAGAGUGAAUCCACUAGAAUAAUCGGAAGAUCAGGCUGAGUCAUUACUAAAAUAUUCUUCAUCUUCUCAUAAAAUAAUCGGAUGAAUUGAGUUGCAGAUGUGAUUGCGUAUGGACAACGGAAUUCCCAUCCCUUAUUUGUCGCAGACUCGCAAACACGUGUAAACCAGCUUUUACUCCCCAAAAUCUCCAUUAUGCCCUCAUACCUGCAACACAGUUGCAACUCUUUCUUCUUAAGUGGGACUUCAAAAUCAAUCCCCAUCUCCAACCUACACUCAACUCUCUCUCUCUCUCUCUCUCUCUCACACACACACACACACACACACACUCUUUCUAUCAUUUCAACUCUGAAACCCAAACCCAUCUCCCCGGAAAUAUGGCGAAUGAAAAUAUUGCCCUUCAAGUUUUCUGUGUCGGAACGGCUGAUACAAAGCUUGAGGAGCUCCGAUUCCUCUCCGAGUCCGUUCGAUCCAAUCUUAACACCUUCUCGGACAAAGAAUCUUCUUUCAAGGUCCAGGUGACAGUUGUUGAUGUUUCUGCCAGUCCGAAGGAAACAGAGAGCUGUGGUGAUUUCAAGUUUGUUUCAAGAAAGGAUGUUCUCUCUUGCUAUUUCAAAUCAGAGGAGCAAUCUCCAACCAUGCUUCCAGGUGAUAGGGGCGAAGCUAUGGCUAUAAUGAGUAAAGCAAUAGAAAAUUUCCUCCUAAAAGCCCACGGGGAUGGUGUUGUCGCUGGAGCUAUUGGGCUUGGGGGCAGCGGAGGAACGUCUCUGCUAUCAUCUGCCUUCAGAUGUCUUCCAUUUGGAAUGCCCAAGCUCAUUGUAUCAACCGUAGCUAGUGGUCAGACUGAACCUUAUGUUGGGACAUCGGAUUUGAUUUUGUUUCCAUCGGUUGUGGAUGUCUGUGGCAUUAACAAUGUGAGUAGGGUCGUAUUAUCUAAUGCCGGAGCUGCUUUUGCUGGAAUGGUUGUUGGAAGGCUCAAAAGGUUAAGGGAUUCCCGUGAUUAUGACAAGAAGUUUACUGUUGGUAUGACCAUGUUUGGUGUUACAACUCCAUGUGUAAAUGCUGUAAAAGAAAGAUUGCUUGAAGAAGGCUAUGAGACCCUGGUUUUCCAUGCCACAGGGGUAGGGGGUAGGGCUAUGGAGGAUCUGGUUAAAGGGGGAUUAAUACAGGGAGUUUUGGACAUUACAACAACAGAGGUUGCAGAUUAUGUAGUUGGAGGGGUCAUGGCUUGUGAGAGCACUCGCUUUGAUGCUAUUAUAGAGAAGAAGAUCCCUUUAGUUUUGAGUGUGGGAGCCUUGGAUAUGGUGAAUUUUGGAGCCAGAGGCACCAUACCUUCUAAUUUUCAACACCGAAAGAUUCAUGAACAUAAUAAGCAGGUUUCAUUGAUGCGAACUACAGUGGAUGAGAACAAGAAAUUUUCUGACUUCAUUGCAAACAAACUGAACCGGUCAUCAUCAAAGAUAUGUGUUUGCUUGCCAGAGAAAGGAAUCUCUGCCCUGGAUGCCCCAGGGAAGCCUUUCUAUGAUCCUGAGGCUACUGGUAGUCUUAUAGGUGAAUUACAGAGGCUUAUUCAGACGGAUGAAGACCGGCAGGUCAAGGUGUAUCCCUAUCAUAUUAAUGACCCUGAGUUUGCGAACAAAUUGGUUGACUCAUUUUUAGAGAUAUGUAAGAAUUCUAAAGGUGCAAUUGGUCAGCAAGAUUUUUGUGAAUCCAAUCAAGACCUUCAAAAGGAUUCUGUUUCCAAGAUAAAUUCAUCAGGCUAUGGGACAAUUUCUUACAGCCCGAAUGAUUUCCCUGAUGCAAAACCAGAAACCCUGCAGAGAACUUGGGGAGUGCUGCAAAAACUGAAAGAUCAGGUGCGUAAGGGCAAGCCCAUUAUUGGGGCUGGUGCUGGAACAGGUAUAUCUGCGAAGUUUGAGGAAGCUGGUGGUGUUGAUCUGAUAGUCUUGUACAACUCAGGGCGCUUCCGAAUGGCAGGAAGGGGUUCCUUAGCAGGUCUAUUACCUUUCGCUGAUGCGAAUGCAAUAGUACUUGAGAUGGUCAAUGAAGUGUUGCCUGUAGUGAAAGAAGUACCAGUUCUCGCUGGAGUAUGUGCAACUGAUCCUUUUCGCCGAAUGGAUUACUUUUUACAACAGUUGGAGUCAAUCGGAUUCUUUGGGGUGCAGAACUUUCCAACAGUCGGUCUCUUUGAUGGUAAUUUUAGACAAAAUCUGGAAGAGACAGGAAUGGGAUAUGGCUUGGAGGUUGAGAUGAUUAGAAAAGCUCAUAAAAUGGGUCUCUUAACGACUCCUUAUGCUUUCAACCAAAAUGAAGCCGUUGACAUGGCAAAAGCUGGUGCUGAUAUCAUAGUAGCCCACAUGGGGCUCACCACAUCUGGGUCAAUUGGUGCAAAAACAGCUGUCUCAAUUGAGGAAAGUGUAGUUCGUGUUCAGGCUAUUGCAGAUGCUGCACAUAAGAUCAAUCCCGAGACCAUUGUGCUGUGCCAUGGAGGUCCUAUAUCCGGUCCAGAAGAGGCAGAAUUCGUACUGAAGAGGACCAAAGGAGUUCAUGGGUUCUAUGGUGCUUCGAGCUUGGAGAGGCUACCGGUUGAACAAGCUAUAACAGCGACAGUCCAACAGUACAAAUCGAUUUCUUUGAAGUAAAAACAAUGGUGGAUUUUGUCCUUCGUAAAGCCAGAUGCUAUCACUAACACAGGAGUUUCACGAUGUUGUUAGCUGGAAAUCAGAAAAUUUAGAGUUACCAGAUAUUCUAGGAACAUUGUGGCUCUGUUUGCUUUUUGGGUGAAGUAGACCAUGAUCAAAUCUACUGUUAUUUUCACGUUUGAGAGUGUUGUCGUCUGUUUCAGCGGUUUAACGCUUGAUCAUCAGUGUCAUUGGUAGAGCACCCAUUUCGUGAAAUAUAAAGGUUAGGUAUGUCCCGAUUUCUCCCUUUCUCUACUAGAAUCAUAAAAUUGUGUUGCUCUAAAACUUGCUUGUAAAUUUUUUCAUAGUAACCAAAUAUAUGCAAUAAUAUUCAUUUACUUGCAUUCACUUCAUUUUCCACCCUUUUCUUUUCCUCCUUUAAUCAAGCGGGAAAUGUCUCUACUUGGCACUCUGUAUUUGCCAUCUU
Messenger RNA from Cornus florida, 3470 nucleotides. RefSeq names its product toMV susceptible protein tm-1(GCR26). The transcript has 10 exons. Gene Ontology annotation, molecular function: catalytic activity. The record is from RefSeq and is a predicted model, not a curated record. Lineage: Eukaryota; Viridiplantae; Streptophyta; Magnoliopsida; Cornales; Cornaceae. The coding region runs from base 740 to 3004 and encodes 754 amino acids.